This is a messenger RNA of Drosophila bipectinata, 2387 nucleotides long. Its product is annotated as apoptosis-inducing factor 3. The record is from RefSeq and is a predicted model, not a curated record. Gene Ontology annotation, molecular function: oxidoreductase activity, acting on NAD(P)H; 2 iron, 2 sulfur cluster binding; flavin adenine dinucleotide binding. Gene Ontology annotation, cellular component: cytoplasm. NCBI's taxonomy places the organism in Eukaryota, Metazoa, Arthropoda, Insecta, Diptera, Drosophilidae.
AUGUAACCUCUGACAUUGUACUAAAAGUGCACUAAAGCUUGCUAAUAUAUGUAUGCAUGUGUGUGCAUAAUAGACAAGGUACUUGUGUCAACACAAGUACGUGCCGCCUUUAGGUGAUUAAUUUAUCAGUAACGUGCCAUCGGUUUGGGCCAAUUAUCUAGUCCAGUCCGGCGUUCGACAGCCAUUAGGCGUUAAUACUUUCAAAAGGAAGUGGCAUAAAUGCUUGACCAUUGAGCAAUAAUCAAGCUAAAAUGUAUCGUGGAGCUCUAAACUUGGCCAAAAUACUCGAACUUAAGCCAAGACAAAUUUCGAAAAUACUCAACACACCGUCCCGCCAAUUGCUAAGUCGCCAGAUCAUCAUGGGAUCUAUAAACUGCAAGGAAUACAAAACCACGGGUAGUACCCCCAAAAAUACCCAAUCGCAAGGUGGUACCGUCGGCUCUUACCAAUCCAAGUGCAACAAUCCAGCCAUGGCCACUACAACGUCCACGAGACCCUCGUCCAGCGAUGCUGUCGCGGAGUACACGGAAGCCGUGACGGUCGAAUGCAAGAUCACCGACCUGAAGGACAACGAGAUGCGACAGGUGGACUUCGAUGAGGACACCCGCGUCCUGCUGGUCAAGCAGAACGGUCGCCUGCAGGCCGUGGGCUCCAAGUGCACCCACUACGGAGCGCCCCUGAACACUGGAGCCCUGGGAUUGGGUCGUGUUCGCUGUCCCUGGCACGGAGCCUGCUUCAAUCUGGAGACGGGCGACAUUGAGGACUUCCCCGGCCUGGACUCGCUGCCCUGCUACCGUGUGGAGCUGGGCGACGAGGGUCAGGUGAUGUUGCGGGCCAAGAAGUCCGAUCUGGCCAAGAGCAAGCGGCUCAAGAACAUGGUUCGCCGCAAACCGGAAGACCAACGGGUGUUCAUCGUGGUUGGCGGCGGCCCGUCCGGGGCUGUGGCCGUGGAAACGAUCCGUCAGGAGGGCUUCACCGGACGGCUGGUCUUCAUCUGCAAGGAGGACUAUCUGCCCUACGAUCGUGUCAAGAUCUCCAAGGCCAUGAUGCUGGACAUCGACCAGCUGCGCUUCAGGGACGAGCAGUUCUACAAGGAUCACGACAUCGAAGUGUGGCUGGGAGUGUCGGCCGAUAAACUGGACACGGCUCAGAAGGAGCUGCACUGCAGCAACGGCUAUGUGGUGAAGUACGACAAGAUCUACCUGGCCACCGGAUGCACGCCCUUUCGGCCGCCCAUUCCGGGCGUGAAUCUGGAGAAUGUGUGCACCGUGCGCGAGCUGGCCGACACCAAGGCCAUCUACGAGACAGUCACUCCCGAGACCCGGGUGGUCUGCCUCGGUUCGAGCUUCAUAUCGAUGGAGGCGGCCGCCGGUCUGGUGUCCAAGGCGGCCAGCGUUACGCUGGUGGCGCGGGAGAACGUGCCCUUCAAGGCAUCCUUCGGCCAGGAGAUCGGCGAGCGAGUUCUGAAGCUCUACAAGGACAGCAAUGUGGACAUGCGCAUGGAGAGCGGCAUUGCCGAGAUCAUCGGAAACGAGGCCGGCAAGGUGACCGAGGUGGAGCUGGUGGAUGGCACUCGGCUGCCCUGCGACCUGCUCAUCCUGGGCACUGGAUCCAAGCUCAAUACCCAGUUCUUGGCCAAAUCCGGCGUGAAAGUCAACAAGAACGGCUCCGUGGAUGUCACCGACUUCCUGGAGUCCAAUGUCCCGGAUGUCUAUGUGGGCGGCGACAUCGCCAAUGCCCACAUCCUGGGUCUGGCCCACGAUCGCGUCAAUAUCGGGCAUUACCAGCUGGCCCAGUACCACGGCCGGGUGGCGGCCAUCAAUAUGUGCGGUGGCGUCAAGAAACUGGAGGCUGUUCCCUUCUUCUUCACCAUGAUCUUCGGCAAGGGCAUCCGGUAUGCCGGUCACGGUGCCUACAGCCAGGUCAUCAUCGACGGCGACAUGGAGGAGUUGAAGUUCGUGGCCUAUUUCGUCAACGAUGCUGCCACCGUCACUGCAGUGGCCUCCUGCGGUCGGGAUCCGGUUGUCGCUCAGUUUGCUGAACUCAUCUCGCAGGGCAAGUGCCUGGGACUGGACCAGAUCAGCGAUCCAGCCACCCGUCAGGACUGGACCAAGAAGCUUGCCGAACCACUGCCCACAGUCCUGUAGGACUCUCCAGAAGAUUAAUCCCUAAGAUUUGUUGUUAUUAUACCAUACAUACAUAUAUAUUUUCAUGCAAUCGUUGAGUAUUCAGUAUACAUAUAUACACAUAUAUAUAUAGAUAUAUAUAGAUAUAUUUAUGCAAGUGUGUAUAUUAAAUUUUAAAUGUAAUUGGUGGGUUUUCCUGCAGGCCAGUCGCCAGGUAUUCUAUUAACUUUUUUUUUCAAUUAAAUUGAAUUUUUUAAUAUU